Penicillium soppii is the source of this 1650-nucleotide messenger RNA. RefSeq names its product Major facilitator superfamily domain general substrate transporter. The transcript has a single exon. Gene Ontology annotation, biological process: transmembrane transport; carbohydrate transport. Gene Ontology annotation, cellular component: membrane. The record is from RefSeq and is a predicted model, not a curated record. The coding region runs from base 1 to 1650 and encodes 549 amino acids. Gene Ontology annotation, molecular function: carbohydrate:proton symporter activity. Lineage: Eukaryota; Fungi; Ascomycota; Eurotiomycetes; Eurotiales; Aspergillaceae.
AUGGAACCGAAUUCAGAUAAGGCAAACCAACAGGCUCAUGAUGUCGAACACCACGAGAAUAUUGUCGAUCAAAAAGAAACAGCGACUCGGGUAGAUCAGAUCCAAAAAGCUACCCGACGCGAACGAGAGAUGUCAACGUCAACCGCUUUUCGACUUUAUCCAAAAGCAGUUGGCUGGUCCAUCCUGUUGUCCACGACGGUGGUUAUGGAAGGCUACGACCUGCUUCUCAUAACCUCAUUUUUCGCAUUUGAUUCGUGGACAAAGAAAUAUGGAGUGCUUCAGGCUGACGGCACGUACUCUGUGUCCGCUGCCUGGCAGUCCGGACUAUACAACGGAGCCGCCGCGGGGGAAAUCAUUGGUCUCCUCCUCAAUGGAUUUGUUGCGGAGAUAUUUGGCUAUCGUAAGACAAUGUUAGCAGCUCUGGCCUUGAUCACUGGGUUCAUAUUAAUACAGUUCUUUGCGCCAACUGUCGAGAUACUUCAGGUUGGCAGCGUCUUGAUGGGAAUUCCGUGGGGCAUCUUCCAGACCCUGCCGGCAUCAUAUGCCUCUGAAGUCUGUCCUGUAGCCCUCCGUGGCUUGCUCACCACUUAUAUCAACAUAUGCUGGGUGAUGGGCCAGCUGCUAGCCUCAGGCGUUUUGAGAGCGAUGCUCGGAAGAGAGGAUCAAUGGUCAUACCGUAUCCCAUAUGCCUUGCAAUGGGUUUGGCCAGUUCCCCUGAUGGUUGGAAUUGCCUUUGCGCCAGAUUCACCGUGGUGGUAUGUCCGACGCGGCAACACAGAAGGGGCAAAGUCCGCUCUCCGGUCUUUGACAGUUAAACAUGCAGACAACGCCUUGGAUGUCGAUAUCGAUGCAACUGUGGAGGUCAUGGUUUACACGAAUGAGCUUGAGCAAGAGGCAAGCCAAGGUGCGACAUAUUUGGACUGCUUCAGGGGCUACAACCUACGUCGAACUGAAAUUGCGUGUCUUACUUGGGGCGUUCAACAAAUCUGCGGUACAACUUUGAUGAACAACUCCACGUAUUUCUUCCAGCAAGCUGGGAUGGACACCUCCAAUGCCUUCAACUUGACCAUGGCACAGUACGGCAUUGGGUUUGUCGGGGUCUUCCUCGCCUGGUCACUCAUGAUUCAUAUCGGUCGUCGCCAAUUGUAUCUUUGGGGUUUAUUUGUUCUGUCGAUCCUAUUGUUUGGUAUCGGUGUCACUGGCGUAAUCGGUCCAAACCACAGUGCCGCGUAUUGGGCAUCGGGCGCACUGCUCUUGGUCUUCUCCUUUUGCUACCAGGUCACAGUCGGGACAGUAUGUUACUCUAUCGUUUCGGAGAUUUCUUCCGUUCGUCUUCGUUCCAAAACCAUCAGUUUGGCCCGCAACGGGUACAACGUGUGUGCUAUAGUUAGCGGAAUCAUGACUCCUUAUAUGAUUAACCCAACUGCCUGGAAUUGGAAAGCCAAGGCUGGCUUCUUCUGGGCUGGCUCUUGCGUUCUUUGCUUUGUCUGGACUUUUUUCCGGUUGCCAGAAACCAAGGGACGGACAUAUGCAGAGCUUGACAUCCUUUUCGAGCGAAAGGUAAAUGCGAGAAAAUUCUCGACUACUUCAGUUAAUCUGUUCUCUCGUGAAGUCCAAGAAGAAGCCGAUCAUCGCAGAGAUAUAACGUGA